Molecule: messenger RNA, 930 nt
Organism: Colletotrichum karsti
Lineage: Eukaryota; Fungi; Ascomycota; Sordariomycetes; Glomerellales; Glomerellaceae
Exons: 2
Coding region: 1-930 (309 amino acids)
Biological process (GO): recombinational repair; interstrand cross-link repair
Cellular component (GO): mitochondrial chromosome; mitochondrial nucleoid
Molecular function (GO): single-stranded DNA binding
Source: RefSeq, a predicted model, not a curated record
AUGUCCCUCCGCCCACUCGCCGUGCGCCUCACGCGCCCGACGACCCAGAUUGCAAGAAUAGCAACAACAGCACGCUCCACAGCCCCCGCCACCGCAACAGCACCAGCAGCACGACCUAGACCCGCGUCAGCGGCAGCGGCAGCAGCACCGAGGAAAACCUUCGCCCCCAAAAAAGCAGCCGUACCGCCGAAACCCGCCCCCAAAGCCGCCUCUCCUUCUUCUUUCGAGGAGAUCGCCUCCUCUCCCGACGAGCCGCCCUCCACGACCCCCGAAGCCGACGCCGCCAUCGGCCCCAGCCUCUCCUCCUCCACACCCCUGCCCACGCUCGCCGCGCAAACGAGUCCGCCGGCGCAGCAGAAGCAACACCAGCCGCAAAACGGCAACGGCAACGGAAACGGCGACGGCGCGGUGGACUGGUCCAACUCCUACUACGGCCUCGGCACGGGCCGGUUCUCGAAGGAGGUCACCGACAUCCUCCUCCAGCCCGUCAACCCGGACGACGUCGAGGUCAAGCCCGACGGCAUCAUCUACCUGCCCGAGAUCAAGUACCGGCGGAUCCUGAACACGGCCUUCGGCCCCGGCGGCUGGGGCCUGGUGCCCAAGGGCGAGGUGGUCGUGGGGGACAGGAUCGUGACGAGGGAGUACGCGCUCAUUGCCGAAGGACGAUUCGUCUCCCAAGCCCAGGGCGAAAACUCCUACUUCGGCCUCGAGGGCCUCCCCUCCGCCGUCGAGGGCUGCAAGUCCAACGCCCUGAUGCGCUGCUGCAAGGACCUCGGCAUCGCCUCCGACCUCUGGGACCCCGUCUUCAUCCGCAAGUUCAAGGCCGAGUACGCCAUCGACGUGUGGUGCACACACGUCACCACCAAGCAAAAGAAGCUUAUCUGGACGCGCAAGGACGUGCCAGUCCCGUACCCCUACAAGAAGUCAUGA